This is a messenger RNA of Chiroxiphia lanceolata (lance-tailed manakin), 1182 nucleotides long. It is a transcript of the gene KHK, whose product is annotated as ketohexokinase. The record is from RefSeq and is a predicted model, not a curated record. Gene Ontology annotation, biological process: fructose metabolic process. The transcript has 8 exons. Gene Ontology annotation, molecular function: ketohexokinase activity. Lineage: Eukaryota; Metazoa; Chordata; Aves; Passeriformes; Pipridae. The coding region runs from base 96 to 1016 and encodes 306 amino acids.
GCCGAGGGCGUGGCCAGGCCGGCCGUCCCGGGACUGUGCCCGGUCCUCGUCCCGAUCCCGCUCCCGUUCCCAGUCCCGCACCGCAGCGGUCCGGGAUGGCGGCGCGGGCGGGCGGCGCCGCGGGCGAGCGGCGGAUCCUGUGCGUGGGGCUGGUGUGCCUGGACAUCAUCAGCGUGGUGGAGACUUUCCCGGCCGAGGACUCCGACACCAGGUGCGUGUCACAGCGGUGGCAGCGGGGCGGGAACGCCUCCAACUCCUGCACGGUGCUGGCGCUGCUGGGAGCCCCCUGCGCCUUCAUGGGCUCGCUGGCCCCCGGCCCCGCCGCCGACUUCAUCGCGGCGGAUUUCCAGCGCCGGGGGGUGGACACGGCGCACGUUGCCUGGCAGACCCGCGGGGACGUGCCCUGCGCCUGCUGCAUCGUCAACGCCUCCAGCGGCUCCCGCACCAUCGUCCUGCACGACACGAACCUGCCCGAUGUGACGGCCCGCGACUUCGAGCGGGUCGACCUCUCCCAGUACAAGUGGAUCCACUUUGAGGCCCGGAACGCGGCGGAGCAGGAGGCGAUGCUGGAGCGGGUGGAGCGGCACAACCUGGCGGCGGCACCGGGACAGCGGGUCCGGAUCUCGGUGGAAGUGGAGAAGCCCCGGGAGGAGCUGCUGCCGCUGAUGGGGCGGGGCCAAGUGGUGUUCAUCAGCAAGGACCUGGCCCAGCACUUCGGGUACCGCUCGGCCCCUGAGGCGCUGCGGGGGUUGCGGGGGCGCAUCCAGUCAGGGGCCACACUGAUCUGCGCCUGGGCCGAGGAGGGGGCCGACGCCGUGGGGCCCGAUGGGAAGCUCGUGCACUCGGACGCCUUCCCCCCAGAGACCCUCGUGGACACGCUGGGGGCCGGGGACACCUUCAACGCCGCUGUCAUCUUCGCGCUCGCAGAAGGGAGGACCCUGCAGGAUGCCCUCACCUUCGGCUGCCGGAUCGCAGGCAGGAAAUGCGGGAUCCAGGGCUUCGAUGGCAUCAUCUGAGCCUGUGCCUGGAGACCCCCUCACCACCCAGGAGCACCACGUAUCCACUGCACGCAGCACCUCCCCCAAUAAAGCUCCACGUGCCCCACAACAGCUAUGCCCCCCCUGCCCUGCCCAGGGUCUCACUGCCCCAGGGGUGCACUGACCAUGGCCAAGGCCACCAGCA